UCCACCACCAACGCCAGCAUUCAACGGGCGUGCUAUAUUCAAUCUUCACUGCAAAUCUCAAAGGCGAAGUGUGUAAUCGAAGAGGUCUUGGGUUAUGGGCUGUGUCUAUUGAUGAGAUACUUGAACCACCGCCGUGCGGACUAGACGUGACAUAGAGGCUAUCUACGCAUAGCGACUCGGUAGGUCAUUGUUCAUGUCUAUCCGUCUCAGUCCAUCUCUCCUCAUCUCGUCCAACAUCUACUAUCGCCAUGGCGUACGCGGAUCCAUCAGCUGCGCGAAGCACUCCCUGGCCUGCCGUCAUCUACCAGAAUGCGGAACGCGACAUCAUCCUAAUCGACAUACCCACGUCAAUCGCAGCCGCUCAAGGACGCUCGGAUAUUCUUCUAUCUACCCCACCGCUGGAAGUCCCAAUUGAACCAAAGGAGGAGUACCGGCCGAAGGCAUCGAGAAUGAGAAUGACGCAGACGCCCGACUUCGCGCAGCAUGAAGAGUACAAAGCCCUCAUCGAGCAAGCACUUGCCGAGAUUCGCACCCAUGUUUCAAGCCCCUGGUGUGCACCACGGAAGUUCCUAGCCCAAGCACCACAUCGUAGGUACGAGGACCUAGCAGUCGAUCAUCCAGAAAAGGAGCUAGAGUCCCGACUGAGGGAGUGGGCCGCAUGGAGGGAAAGUAAGGGAGACAAUACUGCGUUCGAUCUGCAGAAGAUGAUGGCUUCGCUCGGUGCGACAUCCGAGUACGAGGCCAUGGCUGCAGAUGCAGUUACACAGACGUGGAUGGUGUCGUACCGCCCUGCACGUGAGGCCAUGAACGGUGCACAGGCCGCCGAAACGGUCGCCCAUGCGCAGAGUGAACCAUGGACGUCUACCUUUCACAAUCCAGAAGACCUCUCCCUGGAGCUGGCUAUUUCUCGACAAGCUCAGCUGGGUCAAGAGUAUCGUUUCACAAUCCCACCUCGGUCCACUCUCUUUCUUAGUGAUUCCACGCACUCGGAUGCCUUCCGUACCUCGUUUCGUCAGCUAACAGACGAGUACACGCUUCCACGACACUUUGAUCUAGUAUUGCUGGAUCCUCCCUGGCCCAAUCGUUCUGCCAAGCGGAAGGGCGCCUACGAACAAUGUGGAGGGGUGCCGUAUCUGAAGAAAAUGCUGCUUAGAAUGGACAUUGAUAGCUACCUGGAGCACAACGCUCUGGUGGGCAUUUGGAUUACGAACAAGAAGUCGCUGAGAGAGCAUGUGCUAGGCCCAGGUGGUCUGUUUGAGACAUGGAAUGUGGGUCUGAUUGAGGAGUGGAUAUGGAUCAAGACGACGACCAAAGGCGAGCCCAUGUUUGACAUUGACGACCCGAUGCGAAAGCCGUAUGAAGUCAUGCUCCUGGGGCGGGCAGCUCCUAGUAACUGGACAACAAUGCAACACUCGCCAUCCGUCAAGAGGCGAGUUAUCGUGGCUGUACCGGAUAUCCACUCACGAAAACCGUGCCUAAAGGAGUUGCUUGAGCCAUAUAUGCGGGACCCGAAGGACUACAGCGCGCUUGAAAUCUUCUCAAGAUAUCUCGUGGCCGGGUGGACGUCUUGGGGUAACGAGGCACUGAAGUACAACUGGGACAAGUAUUGGGCAGCAAAUGUUUUAGGCCAGAGUGCUUCGGAACAAACGUUGCCCAUACGAAGCAUCUGACGCGGUCGAUGCCGAGUUGGGAAAAAAGGCCGUGGCAUGGACAAUCUCUCUUUGCCCGUAAAUCAAACAUAAUAAUCAAACGUGCUUAACAAUGAAACAUUCAAGUCCAACG
This is a messenger RNA of Cucurbitaria berberidis CBS 394.84, 1782 nucleotides long. RefSeq names its product MT-A70-domain-containing protein. Gene Ontology annotation, molecular function: methyltransferase activity. The record is from RefSeq and is a predicted model, not a curated record. Lineage: Eukaryota; Fungi; Ascomycota; Dothideomycetes; Pleosporales; Cucurbitariaceae. Bases 249 to 1670 code for a protein of 473 amino acids. Gene Ontology annotation, cellular component: nucleus; RNA N6-methyladenosine methyltransferase complex. The transcript has a single exon.